GGUAGAUUUUUUCCUUGACCGUCGUAGGCGUCCAGCAGUACUAGCGGAUUAUUAUUUUGCGCUAAAUUGAAAUGACAGAAGAUUUUGGAGGAGAUACUCCAUCUAUGUACACAAAUGAAGAAACAAAAACUGCUGGACAACCUCUUUCAGAUUUUUUGCUACAACUUGAAGAUUAUACACCAACGGUACCAGAUGCUAUAAGUGAACAUUAUUUACAUACAGCAGGUUUUAAUACAACAGAUCCCAGAAUAGUAAGAUUGGUUUCAUUAGCUGCACAAAAAUUUAUAUCUGAAAUCGCAAAUGAUGCUUUACAACAUUGCAAAACACGUGGAGCCAAUCAAAAUACAAAAACAAAAGGAAAAGAUCGACGUUAUACUCUUACCAUGGAAGAUUUGACUCCUGCAGUCGCAGAAUAUGGCAUCAUAGUCAAAAAACCACAUUAUUUUGUUUAAUUCUAUAAAUUUCAUCUAUUUUUAUUCAUGAAUAUAAUCUUUAUCUAAUGAUCUUUACAUAUAUAUAGAAUGAAUUUGUAAUAUAUAAUAUAUAUAUAAUAUAUAUAUAUU
This is a messenger RNA of Apis laboriosa (Himalayan honeybee), 563 nucleotides long. Its product is annotated as transcription initiation factor TFIID subunit 10-like. Gene Ontology annotation, biological process: transcription initiation at RNA polymerase II promoter. Lineage: Eukaryota; Metazoa; Arthropoda; Insecta; Hymenoptera; Apidae. The record is from RefSeq and is a predicted model, not a curated record. Gene Ontology annotation, cellular component: nucleus; SAGA complex; transcription factor TFIID complex. The transcript is spliced from 4 exons. Bases 72 to 452 code for a protein of 126 amino acids. Gene Ontology annotation, molecular function: RNA polymerase II general transcription initiation factor activity; promoter-specific chromatin binding.